CUUUCCUACUGGGUAAUUGAGCGAUGCAGGCCCAUGUGGGACGUUCGUGAACCGGCCUCACAUACUGACCAGGGUGGAAGCCCGUGUUUUCCCGUUUUUAGAAAACUGAAUGGUGACUGUGUGGGGAAACUGAAGAGGGGGAAGAUGCUGAAGGAAGCGCUCGAAGGGCAGCUCACAGCUGUCUGCAACUCCAUCGCGGCCUCGGUGCAGUUCCAGGUGGAGCCGGUGGGGCGUUGGUUUGAGGCCUUUCUGAAGCGCAGGGACAGGAAUGUGUCCGCCUCCUUUCAGGAGCUCGAGGAGGAAGAGGAGUUGUCGGAGGAGUCUGAAGAUGAUGAGCUGCAGCUGGAAGAGUACCCCAUGCUCAAGACGCUGGACCCCAAGGACUGGAAGAAUCAAGAUCACUAUGCUGUCCUUGGACUGGCUCACCUGAGAUAUAAAGCAACUCAGAGACAAAUCAAAGCUGCUCACAAAGCCAUGGUUUUGAAACACCACCCAGACAAAAGGAAAGCAGCCGGAGAGCAGAUUGUGGAAGGUGACAACGACUACUUCACCUGCAUCACUAAAGCCAUUGAAAUCCUGUCAGACCCUGUGAAGCGCAGAGCCUUUGACAGUGUAGAUCCCACCUUUGAUAACGCCGUGCCCAGCAAAAGCGAGGGCAAAGAGAACUUCUUUGAGGUGUUUGGACCUGUUUUUGAGAGGAAUGCCAGGUGGGCAAUAAAAAAACACGUCCCUAAACUAGGAACUAUGGAUUCAUCCUUUGAAGAGGUUGAUAAUUUUUAUUCCUUUUGGUACAACUUUGAUUCGUGGAGGGAAUUUUCCUACUUAGAUGAAGAAGAGAAGGAAAAAGCUGAAUGUCGAGAUGAAAGAAGGUGGAUUGAGAAGCAGAACCGGGCUUCUCGGGCACAGAGGAAAAAGGAGGAGAUGAACAGGAUACGAACGCUAGUUGACACAGCCUAUAGCUGCGAUCCCAGAAUAAGGAAGUUCAAGGAGGACGAGAAGGCCCGGAAGGAGUCAGAGAAGAAGGCCAAAGCAGAGGCUAAGAGGAAAGAGCAGGAGGAGAAGGAGCGGGCCAGGCAAGCAGAGAUGGAGGCUGCACGCCAGGCCAAGGAGAAAGAGGAAGAAGAAGCCAAGCAAGCUGCACAGCAGGCCAAAAAGGAGAAGGAGAUCCAGAAGAAAGCCAUCAAGAAGGAGCGCCAGAAGCUCAGGACGUCCUGCAAGAACUGGAAUUACUUUGCCGACAACGAGGCAGACAGUGUAAAAAUGAUGGAAGAAGUGGAAAAGCUCUGCGAUCGUCUAGAGCUGGUUAGUCUGCAGUCCCUGAAUGAGGUGCUAGCAUCAGGCUCAAAGGAACAGGGCAAGGCUGCUGUGGAGAAGCAUGUGCAGGAGGUGAAUGCACAACUGCAGCGGGAGCGCGAGGCAGAACUGGCAGCACGACAGGCAGCACGUGGAAUGGAGCAAGGCGGGAGUGGCGCCGGAGGUGUGAGCAAGGGCUGGAAUGAGGAGGACCUGCAACUUCUCAUCAAGGCUGUGAACCUCUUCCCUGCAGGAACCAACGCAAGAUGGGAGGUCAUUGCCAAUUACAUGAAUUUGCAUUCUACUAGUGGCAUUAAAAGGAAUGCUAAAGAUGUCAUAAAUAAGGCCAAAAAUCUGCAAAAGCUUGAUCCCCUCCAGAAGGAUGAAAUCAACAAGAAAGCCUUUGAGAAGUUCAAGAAGGAGCAUGUGGCCGUGCCUCCUACCGUAGACAACGCUGUGCCUUCUGAGAGAUUUGACUCAUCAAGCAGUGAAACCAGUUCGCCGUCCUGGACAACAGAAGAGCAGAAGCUGUUGGAGCAGGCGCUGAAGACUUUCCCAGUCAACACGCCAGAGAGGUGGGAGAAGAUAGCCGCUGCCAUUCCAGGCCGCAGUAAGAAGGACUGCAUGAAGCGGUACAAGGAACUCGUGGAAAUGGUUAAAGCCAAGAAGGCUGCCCAGGAACAGGUUGCUGCUAAAAGUAAAAAAUGACAAGUAAACCCCCC
This is a messenger RNA of Scleropages formosus (Asian bonytongue), 2015 nucleotides long. It is a transcript of the gene dnajc2, whose product is annotated as DnaJ (Hsp40) homolog, subfamily C, member 2. Lineage: Eukaryota; Metazoa; Chordata; Actinopteri; Osteoglossiformes; Osteoglossidae. Gene Ontology annotation, cellular component: cytosol. The transcript has 17 exons. The coding region runs from base 34 to 2001 and encodes 655 amino acids. Gene Ontology annotation, molecular function: ribosome binding; Hsp70 protein binding. The record is from RefSeq and is a predicted model, not a curated record. Gene Ontology annotation, biological process: 'de novo' cotranslational protein folding; regulation of translational fidelity.